Messenger RNA from Trichoderma breve, 1668 nucleotides. Its product is annotated as sugar transporter domain-containing protein. NCBI's taxonomy places the organism in Eukaryota, Fungi, Ascomycota, Sordariomycetes, Hypocreales, Hypocreaceae. Gene Ontology annotation, cellular component: membrane. Bases 1 to 1668 code for a protein of 555 amino acids. Gene Ontology annotation, molecular function: carbohydrate:proton symporter activity. The record is from RefSeq and is a predicted model, not a curated record. Gene Ontology annotation, biological process: transmembrane transport; carbohydrate transport. The transcript has 3 exons.
AUGGGCGUGCUUGAGAAAUUCAAGAUACCCAAACCCAACGAUGAAGCCGGCGCCUCAUGGCCCGCCAUCGCAAUGGGCUUCUUCGUCGCCUUUGGUGGUGUCCUCUACGGAUACGAUACCGGUACCAUCAGCGGCAUCAUGGCCAUGCCCUACUGGAAAGACCUCUUCAGCACCGGCUACCGCAACGCCAGCGGUGAUCUUGACAUCACAACCUCGCAAGAGUCGGCCAUCGUGUCCAUCCUCUCAGCAGGCACCUUCUUCGGCGCCCUUGCCUCACCUCUGCUGUCUGAUUCCUUUGGUCGUCGUCCUGCCUUGAUGAUCUCGACCUGGGUCUUCAACCUGGGUGUCGUGUUGCAAACGAUUGCCACUGCCAUCCCCAUGUUCCUCGCCGGUCGAUUCUUUGCUGGCUUUGGUGUCGGUUUAAUCUCUGCUCUGAUCCCCCUCUACCAGUCCGAAACAGCCCCCAAAUGGAUCCGCGGCGCCAUCGUCGGCGCCUACCAACUCGCCAUCACAAUCGGCCUCCUCCUCUCCGCCAUCGUCAACAACGCAACCUCCAACCGCCCCGACUCCGGCAGCUACCGCAUCCCCAUCGCCGUCCAGUUCGCCUGGUCCCUCAUCCUCUUCUUCGGCAUGCUCUUCCUGCCCGAGACCCCCCGCUACCUCGUCCGCUCCGGCAAGCUCGACAAGGCCACCGCCGCCCUCUCCCGCAUCCGCCGCCUGGCCAACGACCACCCCGCCGUCGUCGCCGAGCUCAGCGAGAUCAGGGCCAACCUCGAGUAUGAAAACGGCCUCAGCAAGGCUACCUACCUCGACUGCUUCCGCCCGCCCAUCCUCAAGCGUCAGUUCACCGGCAUGGCCCUACAGGCCUUGCAGCAGCUGACAGGCAUCAACUUCAUCUUCUACUACGGCACACGCUACUUCCAGAACUCAGGCGUCUCCAGCGGCUUCACAAUUUCCAUGAUCACCUCCGCCAUCAACGUCGCCUCCACCAUCCCCGGCCUCCUCGCCAUCGACCGCUGGGGCCGCCGCCCCUUACUCCUCACGGGAGCCAUCGGCAUGUGUGUCACCCAGCUCAUCGUCGCAAUCUGCGGCGCCGUGUCCACCGGCCAGCGCGACAACGGCGACAUCUUCGUCAAGAACCUCGCCGGCCAGCAGACCGCCGUCGCCUUCGUCUGCAUCUUCAUCUUCUUCUUCGCCUCCACCUGGGGCCCCCUCGCCUGGGUCGUCACCGGCGAGAUCUUCCCCCUCAACACCCGCGCAAAGUCCCUCAGCAUGACCACCGCCACCAACUGGCUGCUCAACUGGGCCAUCGCCUACUCAACCCCUUAUCUCGUCAACUACGGCGAGGGCUUCGCCAACCUGCAGUCCAAGAUCUUCUUCGUCUGGUUCGGCGCCUGCUUCCUCUGCAUCGCCCACGUCUGGUUCUUCAUCUACGAGACCAAGGGGCUCAGCUUGGAGCAGGUUGACCAGCUCUACAGCGAGGUUUCGAAUGCUCGCAAGUCUACUACCUGGGUGCCUUCCGAGACAUGGGAGCAGCACCAGCAUGCCGCCGUGGCCUCUGAUGGUACAACUAUAACACCAAAGGAGGAGUCUGCUGCAAAGGGCCUCGACACGGCCCAUGUUGAAGAGAAGGAUAGAAACGCCACAGUCGGAGAGGAGAUGUCAUAA